This is a messenger RNA of Strigops habroptila (Kakapo), 4535 nucleotides long. RefSeq names its product serine/threonine kinase 31 (gene STK31). The record is from RefSeq and is a predicted model, not a curated record. Lineage: Eukaryota; Metazoa; Chordata; Aves; Psittaciformes; Psittacidae. Gene Ontology annotation, biological process: protein phosphorylation. Gene Ontology annotation, molecular function: ATP binding; protein kinase activity.
CGCGGUAGGAGAGCGGGAGCCUGCUGAGCCGUGAAGCCGUGGUGUUCUCAAGCCAGGGGCGCCUCAAGCGGCACGGGGAAUCUGUUGUCAUGGACGGAGACAAGGAGCAUGACAAAGUUGAAGAUGUUGUGGGCAGCCACGUUGAGGAUGCUGUAACAUUUUGGGCACAGAAUGUCAGUAGAUGUAAUGACCUCUUGAAAUUAAGUUGUGAGCUGGCAGAAGCUUGUCCCCAGGCUAAUGCAGUUUUUGGCAAACCUGAUUUUAGUAAGAUUUAUGGUGGCUGUUUUUCUGAAGAUAGAUGUUGGUACAGGUGUAUGGUACAGCAAGUGAUCAACGAUGAAAAGUGUCAGGUAUUGUACAUAGACUAUGGAAAUUCUGAGGUUCUGAAUAGAUCAGACAUAGUGGAAAUUCCACUGGACUUGCAGUGUCCGAGCAUUGCCAAGAAGUACAGACUCCAGGGACUGCAGAUACCAGCUGAUCAGAAUGUGAACAUGUUUGACGAGGGGAAGAAGUUCUUGAGCAGCCUAGUUUUUGAAAAAGAAAUAAAAAUACAUCACAAGGCCAAGCUCGAAGAUGGUGCCAUCAUUGCCCAGGCAGAAUAUGAAAAGAUAGAUAUUGGAGAAGAGGUGGCCAAGGCAGGGUUUGCUGAAAGAUGCCCGUCUCCAGGAUACACUAAAGAGGCAGAAGAGAAGAAAGCAGAUGUCAUGCAAAUACAAAAUCGGAAGAUAAAGAUUUCAGUUCCGCUGUGGUUAAGCAGGUCUGAUCACACGAUGCGCAACUCCCCAAGAGGGCGCGUUGAGCAAGGACCUGCCGGUGCCAGGAACUGGAAUUUUCCUGGAAACCGGAUGUUUGCCCCAAAGGAAAAGGUGCUAGGUUUCACCUCAGUGCCAGACACCAGCUUGGCACAAGUAAGACCAGAUCAGAAGCUGCCCGAAGAGAAAGAAGUUCUGAGAAGGGAGAAUCUAGACCUCUUGCAGAGGCAGAAGGAACUAGAACUGAAGGUUCAACAGCUGAAAUGUGAGCUUCAGAAAGAAAAGGAACUGUCCAGGAAAACUGCUGAAAGUUUUGAGAAGACCCUGAAUACUUACAUAGGAACGAAAAUGAGAAGUUUGGCUGCUAAGGUGAAGGCACUGAAAGAAGUUAGGCAUGCAAAUAAGACCAGUCAUUUUGGGGAGCAGCUCUCGGAAGCCAUAAAAGUGGUUACAGAAGGAUGUCUCACUGUUCCAUGUUCCUUGGAAAAACUGAAGAAGAUUUGGACAGAGUAUGACUUGGCUCAAGAGAGGAUUCAGUUAUGCACAAACGUGGAUGAAAUAGAUGAAUUUAUUAGCAAGAGAGAUGAGGUGCAGCAGAACUUGUAUUCAGCAGCAAAAGAAUUAAUUUUGGAAGUGGAUCAACUGCCCCUCUCUGAGCGCUCAAGAACGUUACAGAAACUGUCUGCUUCUCUGGAGAUAUAUGGUCAAGGUUCUGAAGCAGAUGACUCUGAGGAAGUAUUUCAAGAAUUCUUUAAGUGGAAGAAUAUUAAAAUGGAGAAAUUAAUUUGUGUCAGAAAUGAUACAGACACAGCUCUGCGAGUUCUUGCUGACUGGUUCAGUGGCGUCUUAAAGUGUUUUGAUCUGAUGUCAGAAGCAUCUUCAGAGCUAGAGAAAGUGGUUGACAAUGCAGAUGAAAUUCUCAAAAAGGUUGAGUUGGCUAUUUGUGAAGAACUGGAUGCUGACUUAAAUGAGCAUGAUGAAGCAGAGAAGAGAAUAAUUAUGAGUGCUUACAAUAAAGUUAUAUAUAAAGUUCGUCAAGAGCAAAGUAUGAUCUCUGUCAUAGAGAACAGGUACUUGGACAGUGUUGAGUUCAAAAAACAGGCAGAGGAAUGGCUGAAUAGAAGACCCAAUAUUAACAACUUACUGUCAAUUAAGAAAACUGUGAAAUCAUUAAAGGCCCAGUUGAGGUGGAAGCUGGUUGAAAAGAACAACUUUGAGGAAUCUGAUGAUUACAGUGAGUGUGAAAUGACAAGAAUAAAAGAGGAAAUUGCUGAUGUGCGAAAUAGGGUUCUUCAGGAAAUAGCCAAGGAACAAGAAGAAUAUGAGAAGCUUACAUGUUUGGUACAGAAAUGGUUCCCUGAGUUACCACUUCUUUAUCCAGAAGCAGGAAUUCUAAACUAUAUGAACUCCAGCGGACUCCUGACACGCAGCCUGGAGCGAGAUCUUUUGGAUGCUGAGCCCAUGAAGGCACUGAGCACAAAGCGACCGUUAGUGUGUUCAGAAAUUUGGGGUCAGAAGGUUCUUUUAAAGGGCUACUCUGUAGAUGUAAGCUCAGAAGCCAAAGUCAUAGAAAAUGUUGCCAAGUAUCACAGAGCUUGGAAUCAACAGAAAGAGAGAUCUGGAUUAUUACAACUGUUGUUCCUUCUUUUCUGCAAGUCUGAUCCUUUGGUAUAUUUAAUGGUCCCGUACUACCCAGGAGCAAGUCUGGGAGCUUUACAGGCUGAUACACCUUUAACUUUAGAAGAGUCAUUAAAAGUGAUGAAAGGAGUGGCCAGAGGUCUACAAACACUGCACGGAGCUAAUAUAGUACAUGGAUCUCUGAAUGGAAAUAAUGUUUUUGCUGUGGAUCGAAAACAAGGAAUCGUUGGAGACUUUGAUUUCACAAAAUCAGAGGAACAGCGUGCUGCUGCAAACACUAUGGUUGUCAGUACCUUGAGCUUAAUUUCUCCUGAACUGAAAAUGGGACAGCCAGCUUCUCCAGCCUCUGACAUGUAUGCUUAUGGCUGCCUUCUCUUCUGGCUCUGCAUUCAAAACCAGGAGUUUGGGAUAAAAGAAGAUGGAACACCUGAGGUGGAGGUGGUUGUCAUGGAUGAUAAAGUUAAAUCUCUGCUCCUGAAUUUGUUCUGCUGUAACAGACUGACAGCUGAGCAGGUGCUGAGGGAUGAUUGCUUCCUUGUAGUUGAUGAGAUUCCAGUUUCACCACAAGCAGGUGAAGAGCACGAGCCACAUGAGGAGUAUGAUUCUGAGAAGACAGAUAAAAAAAAAGUGAUAACUGAGGAGAAUGGAGCAAACCCUACUGAAUAGAUGAGGAACUUUUCCAUCAGGUGUUUGAUUGAGACUUCUGGUUUUGUUUGGUUUUGAAAUCAUUGUCCUCAUCUGAAAUCUGAAAAUAUAAAAGGCUUGGUAGAUGCAGUCAUGUUUUGUGAUUACACAAUCUUUGCUGCGUUUUCUUUUGUUUUAUUCUAAAUAAGUGUUCAGGGGUAUAAGUAUGGUGUUACCGAUUGUAUUCUUAGUAGUAAGCCUUUUUAUUUGUUAGGUUAGGCUUUAAAUUUACAGUGAAUAGUCUUGUUAGAUGCCAGAGAUCUUUAAGAUGAAGCUUUAGUGGUCUUCCUGCUAUGAUUCCAGAUAACAUGUUUGUCUUAAAGGUGCUCUAGGGAAUUAUCUGUUUGCUGGAAGUUUUUUAUUAUUGCAUGGACAAGUUGUUCCUACAGCAACUGCCUUCAGUAUUUAAGGAAAAAAAGAAAGUACUGCUCUGACAGCUGGUAGAGGAAAUGGUGAGCAGCCUGCCUCUCUUCUCUCUUUCUGCAUUUGAAGAAUGCAGUUGGCUUUCUAGAGAGCAGGCAUCAUCCUAGUUGUUCCUUUGCAGUGCUGCUGCCAACCAAAAUACUAUACACGUACCUUUGCAAAAACUACUGCUUAUUAGCUCUACAUAAGUGUGUGUAUAUAUUAUAUGUACUUAAAUGUUGUUUGCAAUAGCUGUAAAGGUGUGAUUUUCAUGAGCAGGUUUGUUUGCCUGGAACACUUUGCUGUUAAUGAUACCGUUGAAGGAGUUUUGUCAUCUCUUCAUUUUUACAGGAAAUUGUUUCUUAUCUUUGUGAAGGUUUUCAUUUCUUCUCAGAAGCAAACAGGUCAAAAUGUGCAGAGUUGCUGUAGCAGUCUGUUUAGCCUCUGGGUGUUGCUCUUGGACAGCACUGUUUGCAUACUAGUAGUUUGUAGAGGAAUGUUUGAAGCUGCAUGUUGUCAGAUGAAGACUGCAAAAAUGCAGUAUGUAAUGAGCAAGAAGCAGCACCAGGGGAAUUGAGAAGCCCUCAGGUAUGAUAGUACAGUCCAGAGUGGAUAGAAGAUACCACCUUGGCAGGUCCACCGCUGAUAUUGGCUUUCUACCCUUAAAUCUGUUAGAUUUUUUUAUAUGGAACAGCAUUUAAGAUGUGUCAUCCUUUUUUCAUUAAAUGAUAAUGAUUUUUUUUUUUUUUAAUUUCUGUAAUAACUAAUGCUAGCACAACCUUUGUUAAAAGUAUUUUUUAAUGUAGAAUUUUUGGUUAGCGUGAUAAAUAUUUUCAUUACAGAAAUCACAGAAGAAUACCAGCUUGGGUUUUGUCAAUGAAAAGAAACAGUGUAGCAAUUUUGAAAUGCUUUCUAAGUAACUGAUUGCAGUCUUUCGCUGUUAUUAAAAGGCUAGCUUUGGUUUUAAUGAAUGUUAAACACUGAAUACAGGUUAGAAGACUAACCUGAUGGUUUGUGUCGUGCUGUGUCAUAUAUAUUAGAAUAAAUUUUUGCCCAGUU